CACGCUAAUUUAUCUCAACGCUAGGCUUCAUGCCAUACAUUUGCAUAAAAAUAAUAGGAUCAUCAUAAUAAGAACACUUAUUCUGGGUCAGGGAAUCAUCCGUAGCCCAUGUGUAUGUUCGUUAUUCAAAGAGGCGAUUGGGACACUCCCACUGGUUAUACCCCCAACCACUUUCAGUCUUCUCCAUCGGGGCGGAGAGUGAGGUCUCCGUUGCUGAGCCUGCCGGACUGAGAGUUGUGAAGAAGACUAGCAUACAGAGCUGAUUACCGAGUGGACGAAAACGCCAACAACUGGAGGGUCGAGAUUGUCAUUACUCUCUAUUUAAAGGGACUUUUUUAAUUUGACUUUUUACCGUGCAUGACUCACGAUAUGGUUGUCGGAGCAUGGAAGCAGACGACGUGUCGAUCAGGGAGCAGAUAUUUCAUGAUCGAGUUCGAGAGACCCUAAUCUGUGUCCUCCUCUUCGCCUGCCUCUACAUCGCCUCCUUCUUCAUCGUCAGUCACUACAGGAAGAACGCCGACUUUGUGGCUGAUGAUAAUGAAGAUGCCACUGUCAACAGAAUUGUGCUGUGGCUCUGCACUUUCACCCUCUCCGUCUCAGUGGGAGCAGUGCUCCUGCUCCCUCUCUCCAUCAUGUCCAAUGAGGUGCUCCUGUCCUUCCCACACAGCUACUACAUGCAGUGGCUCGACAGCUCCCUCAUUCACGUGCUGUGGAACCUGGUCUUCCUCUUCUCUAACCUGUCCCUGGUCUUCCUCCUACCCUUCGCCUACUUCUUCACUGAGUCCGAGGGUUUUGUGGGCUCCAAAAAGGGUGUGAUGGGCCGUGUGUACGAGACGGCGGUCAUGCUGCUGCUCCUCACCACCCUGGUGCUGGGCAUGGUGUGUGUGGCCUCCGCCCUCCUCCACCGCAGCUCCACCACGGAGAGCCUGCGCAACCUGUGGGAGUAUUACCUGCCCUACCUGUACACCUGCAUUUCUCUGUUCGGGGUCCUGCUGCUUCUCCUGUGCACGCCCUUUGGCCUGUCGCGCAUGUUCAGCAUUACAGGCAACCUGCUGGUCAAGCCUAGGCUGCUGGAAGAUGUGGAGGAGACGGUGAACUGUGCAGCAUUCGAGGAGGCUUCUCUGGCCAGGAAACUGACCAAUGGUAGCUGUUGGAUCAGCCUUAAUGUGGAGGUUAUGAGGAGGCAGUUUCUCACAAUCCAAACCAGGCGCUUCAGUCUUGAGAUGCGACGGAGGGCAUCGCCAUGGCAGCGUAACCUGGGUUACCCGCUGGCCAUGCUGCUGCUGCUGGCUCUCACGGUUGUGUGCGUUCUCAUCGUGUGCUUCCACGUGUUGGAGCUGCUGUUUGAUGAUGCUGCUUUGCCACGGGGAAUGGAGGACCCACUCCUCGGUGCUGCUUCUUUCUCCAUGUUUGGUUCCCUGGGGGCAGCUGUGCAGGUCAUCCUCAUCCUGUAUCUGAUGGUGUCUUCAGUGGUAGGUUUCUACAGCUCGCCCCUGUUCACAGGCCUGCUUCCACGCGCACAAGACACCACACUGACGCAGAUCAUUGGGAACUGCGUGUCCUUGCUCGUUCUGAGCUCAGCACUUCCGGUCUUUUCCCGCACUUUGGGGAUCACACGGUUUGACCUGCUUGGGGACUUUGGGCGUUAUAACUGGCUGGGAAACUUCCACAUCGUCUUCCUGUAUAACAUGCUGUUUGCAGCGCUGACCUCGGCCUGCCUCAUCAACACCGUCACCUGGGCAGUGCAGAGAGAGCUCAUCCGUGCCUUCGGUCUCGAUAAAUUGCCUUUAACAGUGUGUCGCUCCACAGUCCCAUUCAAGCUUCUGUUAGCCAAUGGGCUAUCAAAGGUUCAGUGAACAAACUGCUCCUAUCUCAUGUAGCAGAGAUCGUCCCCACCUGCCAAAGACUGCACGGUGGCAGACUCCCAUUGGACCAGAGGCGUGUCCUUAUAUUGUUAACCAAAUAAGGAGGGCAGUGAAGCUCAUCAAGUCUGUGUGUAGAUGGUGGAAAAUUGCAGUCUGUCCAGUGGAAAAACUUGGAACAGAGGAGGUUGGAGAGAAUGGCUGGCCUUACAAAUACCUUUUUAUUUUAACUUUAGGGGCCAACUGCAUUUGUUUCCUUGACUAUGGGUGUUACGGUUGCAGUGGUGGAAUGAGAAUGCAGCUGUUGCCAAAAAAUCAUGUUUUUAAUAGCUUUGUUAAGCAAAAAAUGUAAAAGGGAGUGGAGGUUAAGAACUUCUCUUCUGCUCUGAUUCCCCUCAACAGGGUUUUCUGUGAAAUGUAUAUGUCUAAACUGAGCCUACAUAUGUACAUAGUGGUUUUCAAAAUCGAAAACAAAAAUAUUGAGAUUGCAAAAUCACCCUCCAAGUUUAACCUUUUCAGAAGGUAGGAAGAUCAUUGGUGUAUCUGUGUAGCAUUAAACAGACAUGUUAGGACCCUG
Messenger RNA from Conger conger (European conger), 2439 nucleotides. RefSeq names its product limb region 1 homolog-like protein. The transcript is spliced from 17 exons. The coding region runs from base 384 to 1856 and encodes 490 amino acids. Gene Ontology annotation, molecular function: transmembrane signaling receptor activity. Gene Ontology annotation, biological process: signal transduction; receptor-mediated endocytosis. The record is from RefSeq and is a predicted model, not a curated record. NCBI's taxonomy places the organism in Eukaryota, Metazoa, Chordata, Actinopteri, Anguilliformes, Congridae.